Messenger RNA from Saccostrea cuccullata (small rock oyster), 505 nucleotides. RefSeq lists its product as uncharacterized. The transcript is spliced from 2 exons. NCBI's taxonomy places the organism in Eukaryota, Metazoa, Mollusca, Bivalvia, Ostreida, Ostreidae. Bases 144 to 446 code for a protein of 100 amino acids. The record is from RefSeq and is a predicted model, not a curated record.
UCAUGACAGAUUGACAACAAAAGAAAACCCUUUCAAAACCAAUGUCUCUUACUUUUGUGGAAUAUUACGUAUUAAUUUCUGUAUCAUGCAAUGUUUUAGUUACAAGCUGAAGUAAAAGUCAUCCAAGAGGCGACUGGAACACCAUGGCCCGUGUCCCUCAUAUUUUAGUUGAGGACGAAGACUUACUAACUCCAAGGGAACAACAAGAGGAACAAAAAUGGAGCGACUUCUUCCAAAAAAAGAAAGCAGAAAUACAAAGGAGAGAUUUAUCAUCCAGAGAGCGGAGAUCAAAGUCAGCCAGAAAAAUGAAGGAACUUAACCAAAGAUGGCGGAAUCUGGAGUCAAGAAGAAUUGAGAGAUCGAACACAGAACUAGAGCGACUUAGAUCUACCUUAUCUGCAGCUCAGCUGUCUAAUGGCGGACAAUCAACGGACGAUAACUCUUAGCACUGUUAUCAGAGAUCUAUUGUUAUGUUCCACAACGAGACCAAAAACUGAGAUUUCAA